AGACGUGGAGGGAGUUAAAGAAAAGGAAAAAGAGAACAAGAUAAGAAGUAAAGUACCACUAAAGAAUUAGUAAAUAAUAGAAGAAAAGAGAAGAGAAAGAAGGAAGCACCAGCACACAUAUAUAAUAAAAGGUGGUUGUCGGUGAUUUCGAGCGUUUGAGUUUGAUAAUUGAUGAUAGUGGAAAGGGAAGGUAGAGAGGUGUGUAAAGUUUCGUUUUGUGUGUGUAACAAAAUAGAAUCGAUAGAUAUGAACGGUGGAAUUGGUAUAGGGAUGGACAUAUGGAGGCAUCACACGCAUGAACCCAGCCACAACCAGUGCACUUCAGCACUCGUAAAGCACAUAAAAGCCCCUGUACCUCUCGUGUGGUCCCUGGUGAGAAGAUUCGACGAGCCCCAAAAAUACAAGCCCUUCGUUAGCAGGUGCAUCGUCCAAGGUGACCUUGCUGUUGCCAUUGGCAGCGUCAGAGAGGUCAACGUUAAAUCUGGUCUUCCCGCCACCACCAGCACUGAGAGGUUGGAACAACUCGACGAUGACCAACACAUUCUUGCCAUCAAGAUCCUCGGCGGUGAUCACAGGCUUAAGAACUAUUCCUCCAUAAUAACAGCGCAUCCAGAGGUUAUUGACGGAAGGCCUGGAACCAUGGUGAUUGAAUCGUUUGUGGUGGAUGUGCCUGAUGGCAACACCAAGGACGAAACUUGUUACUUUGUUCAUGCUUUGAUCGGCUGCAACCUAAGCUCUUUGGCUAGUGUUUCUGAGAGGAUGGCCGUGCAAUUCGCAGGCUCCAACUGAUCCAUGAUAAGGUCUAUGGGAAUGAGUAUUCUUGCAUAACCGUUCCUCUUUAGAACACCUUAGGUGGUUCUCUUCUUCAGUUUUGUCACUAUGAGAUUAUACUUGGAGUGGGAAAUUGAGUUGUUUUUCUUCUUGGGUUUUGUGUUCUACACUUUUUUUUUUUUUGUACAUAUUCUUGUAAAAAGAAAAGAAUUUUCUCAUUCACUCGCCGUUUCUUCUCUCAACAGCUAUGAAUUUACGUUUUACUUUAUUUUGGGCUUAUUGUUAAGAACACUUAGGACUAUUUCUUAUUGAGGCUGCUUUCAAACUCAAUACUAUAACUUUUUCUCGUGAGGGAGAAGAUAAGGACAACCCGUAGGAUGUUUUGAGCGAAGAGGGGUAGUUGAUGAUGUCACUCUUUGGUAUAACUUGCACGGCAUUUUUUCUUUUCUGAUAGAUGGCUUUUGUAACGAUAAUGUUUGUUGAACACCUCAUGUUUUGGGAUUUUUUUUAUGAUGAGUAUAAAAAAAUAAAAAUAAGC
Abrus precatorius (Indian licorice) is the source of this 1309-nucleotide messenger RNA. Its product is annotated as abscisic acid receptor PYL9-like. Gene Ontology annotation, molecular function: signaling receptor activity; abscisic acid binding; protein phosphatase inhibitor activity. The coding region runs from base 172 to 789 and encodes 205 amino acids. The transcript has 3 exons. The record is from RefSeq and is a predicted model, not a curated record. Gene Ontology annotation, biological process: abscisic acid-activated signaling pathway. Gene Ontology annotation, cellular component: cytoplasm; nucleus. Lineage: Eukaryota; Viridiplantae; Streptophyta; Magnoliopsida; Fabales; Fabaceae.